AUGCACACAUCGUACUGCAAGCAGACGUACGUGCCAGCGUUCGUCUGUGACCUCUUCUUCGGUAUUUCUGUAAACCGGGCUAAUGAACCAAUCGAUACCAUCUGCGCAGGUGUGGAACGACUGGUGCGCCACCUGAAGAAGCACAACGUGCCCAUGGCUAUUGCGACCAGCUCGAAGCCGUUGUCGUUCGAGCUGAAGACGACGAAGCACCGCGACCUGGUCGCUCUCUUCCACCACGUCGUCAUGUCCGGCGGUAACCCGGAGGUCAAGCACGGCAAGCCGCAUCCGGACGUCUUCCUGGUCGCCGCCUCCAAGUUCGACGAGAAGCCGCCCCCCGAGAAGGUCCUGGUGUUCGAAGACGCGCCAAAGGGCGUCACUGCAGCCCUAGCCGCCGGCAUGCAGGUCAUCAUGAUUCCGGACCCUCGCAUGGACGAAGAGAACCGGCGUCGGGCGACGCUCUGCAUGGCCUCGCUGCUGGACUUCAAGCCCGAGCAGUUCGGACUGCCACCCUUCGAGGACGGGCCCGAGGACGGGCCCAAGGACGGACCUAAGGCGAAGGAUGAGUGAGCCAGCAGGACGACAAGCGCAUGGCUGACGCCUGUCGAGCCGCCUCGGCAAUCUGUGGGCGUCGUUUCCAUGGACAGCACGCGCCUUCUCCUCAAGGCCCACAGGCGCGCCAUCGAAGUUCCCGUCCUGUUUCCGCGAAAGAUGAGCGUUCGUUACACUCCCCAAAGGCGGGAACUUCCACGUCUUGCGAUGUGUCCAGAGGUUCGCUUCACAUCGCAGAAUGAGUCGAACGCCUUGUGGCAUUCACGCACAAACUCUUUAACAAUACUUGUAAUUUGCGAUAUUCUUUACCUAUUAACGUCGCAGGGCCGUUUAUGUUUUGUACAGACUAUGUAUAAAUUGUAUAUGUGUAUGUACGCGGGGCCUCGCUUAGCGCCUUACGUUCGGUUCCCACAAGAACAUUCCGAUAUCUACCAUAUCUCCUCGCUGCGACACAUUUAUUUACGUCUUCUUUUUGUGUAUUAUUCACGUUUGUUCCCAACUCUAGUUGAAGAUGUACCAAUGACUGACCGCAACGAUAGGCGCGUGUUCACUUGCUCCGGUACUGAGUGACGCCGUGACCUGUUGGCCUUGCCUUGCUGAGAACCUCUCCUCUCUUCCAAGUGCCUCUAAGCAUUAUUACACGCGUUUAACGUCCAUUUGACGGAGCGCUGAUGUACUCUUGCAGCUUUAAUAUGGCGGAUACAAUCCGCGAAAGCCUGUCUAACGCCUGCGUCGGAGGUGGUGGGUGUUGUUUGCGCGAGAAUGUUUUUUGCAACAGUCGAUUAAAGCUACUUAACUGCGUUUAGAAACAUGUAACUCUAGGCACAGCGUGUGUUGAUGCGGAUUUGUUAUACUAAUUGAAAACGUGUUUGUCGGGGCCAUGCCCGCUCGCAGGGCAAGAAGUCGGCCAACAUUGGCCGCCUAACAACGCUUUGUCCUAGGUCUUGUGCUACACCGUCAUAACACCCACUGUCAAGACACACAUUACGAGAACAUUCCCAUUAACAACCGUUCUUUCAUGCUUCGAUGCGCUUACCUAAGAAAGGCAGGAGAGCAGCUCCCUGGAGAGUGUCACGUUAUUUCCUCCUCUGUCGAGGGUUAGGUAGUUGGUUAUGCUUACACUCCUUGCUUUUAUGAAGCGUCGCAUGUGCCUCAUGUACACCCGAGACGCCUGAAGCACACUCAACAGUUUACUGCAAGAACACACAACAUCGGUUCGGAAGGUCUUGCCUGAAGCUUAUUCUGUGCGAAGGAACGAAGAAGAACAAUGAAGAAAAACCGCGUGGAAGGAAUGAAGAAAAAUCUACGGCCCAUCCACUCUGUUAAGAUGGUCGUACCGCGGAGUUCUCUACGCGCGAUGAUACCCUUUGUGGCAUUCCUUGUCGUGGCCCUUGUUUCCCUCAGUAGUUUCCUAUCAUGAAUGCUAUGUCACGUUGAUAGUGCUCACGCCGUUGGUGACCUGAAAGCAGUGGUGGGCAGUAUCGAAGAUACAUGUAUCUUAGAUACUAUCUUAGAUACACUUUGGGUAUCUUGUAUCUGUAUCGCGACACGUCUCGCAAGAUGAGAGCCUGUAUCUGUAUUUCCAAUACAUUCAAUAAUGUAUCGUGUAUCUCAAGAUACAAGACACUCCUACAGGAACACCACCGUACGAAACAAUAAUCGCUGGCGCAAUUCCGCUUCUCAAGUGGGUACUGGUGCCACUAAACCGCCUGAAUAAAACUAAGGGCAGUGACUGACAAAUAAUUCUAUCUUUCUGGCAGAGUCCACCAGUGAGGGCAGGCGACGAGGCGGGCGCGUCCGUUUUGGUUGAGCAGAGUAACAUGACAGCGCUCGCGCAGUCUCGACAGAACAAGCGCGCGAAUGUCUAUGCUAAGCUCACACCCUCGAUCUUUUCUCGAUUUUCUUUUCUUUUUACCUGUGCCAGUGCCAUGACACCUACCCUGAUCCACUGUACAGCGCCGCGUACCACAACGCAUGCGGUGAUUGUCGCGCAUAUUCUGAUGCCGCUGUGCUGCGUGGUGCUUCGUUACGAAAUCUGAAGCAUAGGGUUGCUUUGCGUCUCGUGGCGUUUACACAUCAGCGAUUUGAAGGAUUUUCUGGGUGUAACUUAGACUUACAUGCGAUUGACUUAUGUGCAAAUAGGAUCCUAACUAUAGCACCACUAGUACCGAUGCCAGAUCUAAUAGAGCAAGCGUUUACCUAACAGAAGAUAUCCUCGUGCACUACAACUUUUUCUUCCUGCUGUCAAUCGAGUCCCGGCCGCGGCGGUCGCAUUUUCGAUGGAGGCGAAAAUACUUGAGGCCCAUGUACUUUGAUUUAGGUGCACUUUAAAGAACCCCAGGUGGCCGAAAUUUCCGGAGCCCUCCACAACGGCGUCCCUCAUAAUCGCAUCGUGGUUUUGGGAAGUCAAACUCUAACAAUUAUUAUUAUUAUCUUCCUGCUAUCUUUCUUGAAAAAUAUUUUGAAAUAAUAGUUUGAUCGUUAGCACAACUGCUUUCUUAGUUGUUCUCCUCUUGCAUCCCGUAGGUUACCUAGGCUCUGAACUGUUUUUUUUUUUCGGUCUGGUCACAGCGAUAUGUCUCUUGUAACGUGCUGCCAAAAUAAGCUCUCUGCUUUAUUCUUACUUUGAACUGUCUGCUUUAUUUCUGCUACUCUUUACACAUUUAUAUUUCACUUGAGUUUACUGUCUGCCAAGGCGAUUUUGAAAAUAAAUAUGCAAUUAUUGGGCGCGCACUGAGUAUACAGUACCUGCUUACCGCUUAUUAAAACGGCGAAAUCGAGUUUGCACUAUAAUAUGGAAAUAUUAGGACCCAUCUUAAAGUUGUUAGGAAUGAGAUUUGAGAAACAUUGCUAUACUAAAUGAUCCGUUUUUCUCGUGAGCCUCCCAACGAGCCGUUUCAAUAAAUUUUGCAAAGGCACUAAGUCUUUUUAUUGUCUUACAUUAAUUUAAGAAGGAAGUUGACGAUACUUCAUGCUUAAUUGUCAUAGCUAUUAGGGGUGCCGCCUGUAUCGUGUUUCAAUACUUAUUCACGAUGAAUGUUUGAUACGGAACGGCUUUUCUAUUUUAUUUACGUCUAUUUGGUGUUUUUUUUUUGAGGCCUCUCUAAUUUUUUUUUACUAUUACUAAUCGCCAGGUAAUCGGAGCUGUAGGUGGCAAUAGCGUGAAUAGCAGCGGUGUCCUGCGACGAUUUGUGCAAGUACACUGCCACGCACUCUUAUUUCUUUAUUUUGGUAUGAUCGGGUUUAAACCACAAAAGAAAUAUUAGCAGCGCUCGGCUCAAGCCGCGCCGCGAUGUUUCGAAAUCUUCGCGAUUGUUUGAGAUUGUUCCGUUAAGAUUACGCGCGAAUCCUAGCCGCGGCGGCCAUAUUUAGAUGGAGGCGAAAUGCUAGAGGCCGGUGUACUUAGGUUUAGGUGCACGUUAAAGAACCCCAGGUGGUCGACAUUUCCGGAGU
Molecule: messenger RNA, 4002 nt
Organism: Rhipicephalus sanguineus (brown dog tick)
Lineage: Eukaryota; Metazoa; Arthropoda; Arachnida; Ixodida; Ixodidae
Product: pseudouridine-5'-phosphatase
Exons: 3
Coding region: 1-567 (188 amino acids)
Molecular function (GO): phosphatase activity
Source: RefSeq, a predicted model, not a curated record